Labrus mixtus (cuckoo wrasse) is the source of this 1127-nucleotide messenger RNA. Its product is annotated as uromodulin-like. Gene Ontology annotation, cellular component: membrane. The coding region runs from base 138 to 1127 and encodes 329 amino acids. Lineage: Eukaryota; Metazoa; Chordata; Actinopteri; Labriformes; Labridae. Gene Ontology annotation, molecular function: calcium ion binding. The transcript has 2 exons. The record is from RefSeq and is a predicted model, not a curated record.
ACACGGGAACACGUGUAUCCAGCUGUGAUUCAUGUCACGAUGAAGCCGCCUGCCUCGAGUCUAAAGAAAGAGGCGACACUUUCUCAAGGCAGACGCUCUCUUGUGUCUGUAACGUUGGCUUUGUAGGUGAUGGCCUCAUGUGUUACAAUAUAAAACUCUGUAGUGACUCUUCUUGCUGUAAAGAAGGUUAUCAGUGGUCACCAGACUGGGGCUGUGUGGACACGGACGAGUGCUCUCUUACAGACUCCCCAUGCAAACUAUCUCAGGUUUGUAGAAACACUCCAGGCUCUUUCGUAUGCUUGGAGCCUUCCCCCAGCUCCAGAUCAGGUCCCUCCUCCCAGUCUGUCCAGUUCAGCUGUGGAUCCACUGUGUGUCCUUCAGGCACAGACUGUGUCAGAAUGAAUGGGACUCUCCAGUGUGCUGACCCCUGCCAGGAGUACACUGUGCUGAAUGAUGACUGGCACUCAACAAAUAACAUGUCCACCAAGAACCCACGCUGUGAUCGAAAUGUUAACUGGCAAGGCUGGUAUCGGCUGUUUCUGGGGCAAACCAGUGCUAAUAUUCCAGAGAGGUGUGUGGCUGAAAGAAGGUGUGGAACCCAUGCUCCUCUAUGGAUAAAAACCCCUCAUCCCACACAGUCAGGUCAGAUUGUGAGCCGCACUGUGUGUGGCUCAUGCUCAGGAAGGUGCUGUCGUUUCUCCUCACACACCAUCCAUGUCAAGCUCUGCUAUGGAAACUACUUCGUCUACAAACUUGUGCAGCCAAGCACAUGUUCGCUUGCAUACUGUGCAGAGGUGAACGAAGCAACUCCUGAAAAUCCUUCAACCACAGCUGAUCCAAGUACAGCGACCUCUUCUGCCAGUCAGGUCAAUAUCACCUCCACCACAACACCCGACAACAGCUCAGCAGUUGAGGGUGAGGUCUGUCUGGUUAACAGAGGGAACCAGUCCUGCUCUGGCAGAGUAGAGAUCUUCCACCGUGGACAGUGGGGGACGGUGUGUGAUGAUCAAUGGGGCCUGGCUGAUAUCGAUAUUGAGGAGAAAAGAAAAUCCGAUAAAGAAAUAUCGGCCGGAGACUUAACCUUUCUAAAUCCUGCCCAUCUGUGCAUGAAGAGGUAUUUUAUGUAG